UGGAAGAAAUGGCAAAGUUUUGGAGGGGAACACAAGAACAACUUUUAUUUGCCCUCUGAUGAUCACACACUGACCACCGAUGCACUCAGUCGGUUAAGGAAUAUUAUUACGAACCGGCGGGUGUCCGCCAACCGACCAGCCGCACGAUGAGCACUUCGAUCGGCGAUAAGAUUGAGGAUUUUAAGGUCCUCACCCUCCUUGGUAAAGGCUCCUUUGCUUGUGUUUACCGGGCAAAAUCAGUGAAGACUGGUCUGGAGGUUGCUAUCAAAACGAUUGACAAAAAAGCAAUGCACAAAGCCGGGAUGGUCCAGCGUGUGAUCAACGAGGUGGAGAUCCAGUGCCGGUUGAAGCAUCCUUCUAUACUCGAGCUGUACAACUACUUUGAGGACAGCAACUAUGUGUACUUGGUGUUGGAGAUGUGCCACAGUGGGGAGAUGAGUCGGCACCUCAAAGAGCGGGAGAUGCCUUUCUCCGAGGAUGAAGCGAGACAUUUCAUGCAUCAGAUCGUGAAAGGAAUGCUGUAUUUACACACCCACGGCAUCUUGCAUCGAGAUCUGACGUUGUCGAACCUUUUGCUGUCGAGCAACAUUAACAUUAAGAUCGCGGACUUCGGCCUGGCCACUCAGCUCAAACUCCCCAAUGAAAAGCACUUCACCAUGUGCGGGACGCCGAACUACAUCUCUCCGGAGGUGGCCACUCGGAGCGCUCAUGGUCUGGAAUCCGACGUCUGGUCCCUGGGGUGCAUGUUCUACGCCUUUCUGAUGGGCUACCCUCCGUUUGACACCGACACAGUCAAACACACGCUGUCGAAAGUGGUUCUUGGGGAGUAUGAGAUGCCGAGCCAUGUUUCUCGAGAGGCUCAGGACCUGAUCCAUCACCUGCUGCAGAGGGACCCCGCUCAUCGGCCCAGCCUCUCCGCCGUGCUGGACCACCCGUUCAUGACCCAGAACCGUCUGGUUCGGACCAAGGAGCUGGGGCUGAGGGACGAAGGCUCCAUGGACAGCGGCAUCGCCACCAUCUCCACGGGAUGCACCUCCUCCAACUCGGCCAGCAGCAACAGCCGCCUCCAGAGGAGAACCAGGCACGUGAUUGGCUCCGCCCUGCCCAACCGGAUGGCCCCUAUUCCAACUCUUCCACGCCAGCCCGGCCACGCCCGUUUUGAAGACGGAGACGAGUGGCGGCAGCAUCCGGCCGACAGAUUUCACAGAGAGGGGAGGAGCAGGGGGGGUCACGGUGGAGACGGCGGGCCGCCGCAAUCUCGCCACCUGAGAAGGGCUCACUCGUCAGAUCGCUCCGGCUCAUCUGCCACGGGGUCGAGUCCCGCCGAGCUGGCGAGAUGCCACUCGGAGGAGACUCUCACCGCUCUAGAAAGACCGGUCUUUCCAAUGUCCUCCACUCAGCAUCCAUUUUCAGAGCACGGAAAGCCCCCAUCACAAAAUCCGGGGUAUUUGUUCUCCACACAGACUGCACAUCCACCAAACUUGCAAUUUCAAGACCGGGAGGGAGUUACUAAUUGGCUCAAUAACGAAGGUUCUGGCCAGAGGCCCGCGGACGGCAGCACUCACAGCAGCAGCGGCAGCUUCCAUAGCAGCAGAGGUCCUUUAGGGGUUCACAACUCCUGGACAGACAAGCCCAUGAGCCGAGGCGUGAACCCUCUCCACAACCAGCACUCCAACUCUGACUCGUACAGGGAAAAUAUCCCCGCGGCGGAGUUCCCACCUCCUCACGGCCGAGAGUCGAAGCUCCCUUCAGCCAAAGCCAGUGUGGACGCCGAGAAGAAAACGCUGAGAGACAUCGUCCCGCCGCUGUGCGCCUCCAGACUGAAGGCUAUCAGGCAGAAGACUAAAAACGCUGUGGUGAGCGUCCUGGACACGGGGGAAGUGUGUAUGGAGUUGUUAAGAAGCCACAGCAGUCACGAGAGGGUCAAAGAAGUCCUGCGGAUUUCCGGUGAUGGUUUGAUGGUGACGAUAUACCAGCCCAAUGGUGGGAAGGGGCUGCCUGUCCUGGACUGUCCUCCUGCCCUUCCAGAAGAUAUUCUGAUCUGCAGCUAUGGGGACCUUCCAGAGAAAUACUGGAAGAAGUACCAAUACGCCUCCAGGUUUGUGCAGCUGGUGAAAUCCAAGACUCCUAAAGUGACACUUUACACCAAGUAUGCAAAAGUCAUGCUGAUGGAGAACUCUCCCAACGCAGACCUGGAGGUUUGCUUUUAUGACGGAGCGAAGACUCACAAGACGACAGAGCUGCUGCGAGUGGUGGAGAAGAGCGGGAAGUCGUACACCGUGAAGGGCGAGGUGGGGCUGAGCGGCCUGAGCCCGGAGAGCAGGCUGUACGUGGAGAUGUCCGACGAGGGCCACGGUAUGUGUCUGUCCCUGGAGGCCGCCAUCGCGGCCGAGGAGCAGCGCCACACCAAGAAGGUCCCCUUCUUCCCCAUCACUCUUGGCAGGCGACCCGACUCCCCGUGCUCGACGUCCCUGCCCUCCCGCCCGGUGCCUCCGGAUACAGCGGCACCUCCUCAACCUCCCAAAAUCACUCCUUCGAUGAUCUCCUACAACGGGUCAGAUUUGACCACAGCCAGCCUGAGUAAGAGAACCUCCCCGUUGCGACAGGACACGGGGAAAGUGGUUAAGUCCAUAUUUGUGCCCAAUGUUGGAUGGGCCUCCCAGCUGACGAGCGGAGAGGUGUGGGUGCAGUUCAACGACGGGUCCCAGCUGGUGGUCCAGGCUGGAGUUUCCUGCAUCACCUACACAUCUCCAGAGGGGAGGAUCACCAGGUACAAGGACAACGAGAAGUUGCCAGAGUACGUCAAGGAGAAGCUGCACUGUCUGUCCACCAUCUUGGGUCUGCUGGCAAACCCCCGACACAUCACCGACGACCGCAUUAACACGACGUCCCGGCAGCACCGGGAACCGGCAGGGGUCACAAAGUAGCUUCAGAAACCUCUGUUUUGUCUUUUGUGCUUGUAAAUAUGUGUAUGUUUUUGUACGUGUACAGAAGACUAAGAUUAUGAAAAGAUAUAUUUUUUUAAAAUAAGCAACCGUUUUGUCUCUUUGGGAUUUGUUGAAAAAAAAGUUUCAUGUCUUUUUUUUAUUUUUUAUAAACUGGCUACAAUUCUAUGAAAUGCAAGAUUCAUAAAUGCUGAGUCAAUAAACAUCUGGAGGCUGGGUGGAGAAAUGCUA
This is a messenger RNA of Pseudoliparis swirei, 3176 nucleotides long. It is a transcript of the gene plk4, whose product is annotated as polo-like kinase 4 (Drosophila). The coding region runs from base 147 to 2927 and encodes 926 amino acids. Gene Ontology annotation, biological process: protein phosphorylation. The record is from RefSeq and is a predicted model, not a curated record. NCBI's taxonomy places the organism in Eukaryota, Metazoa, Chordata, Actinopteri, Perciformes, Liparidae. The transcript is spliced from 15 exons. Gene Ontology annotation, molecular function: protein binding; protein kinase activity; ATP binding.